AAAAACAUAUUAAAAGAGUGGAACAUAAUAAAAGACCACACAAAAAUACCGAAAACAAAAUUCCUCAAACUUCUUGAAUUUUGUCUAAGAGACAACAAUUAUUUUCAAUUCGAUGAAAAAUUCUAUUCCCAAACAUACGGAAUGCCGAUGGGAAAUCCGCUUUCUCCAACAGUAGCGGACAUCAUUCUUGACAAUCUUCUCGAUGACACCAUUGAACAUCUCAAUAAAAUAGGCAUAAAAAUAAAAUUCAUUGCAAAAUAUGUUGAUGACAUUUUUGCAAUCAUCAAAUUAAAGGACAUAGACACAAUUCUCAACCAGCUUAAUUCAUAUCAUAACAAGAUACAAUUCACAAUAGAAAACGAACACAACAAUAGCCUUCCAUAUCUUGACUUAUUAAUACAUCGAGAAAAUAACCAAAUAAUAUACAACUGGUAUGCAAAAGAAACUGCAUCAGGGCGAAUGAUUAAUUUUCACUCAAAUCAACCAACAAAACAAAAAAUAAAUACAGCGCAAAAUUUUAUCAACAAAGUCUUAGAUCUGAGUGACAAGAGAUUUGAAACAGACAAUAUAAGAAAAAUAAAAACAAUUCUAAAACUAAAUGACUACCCAAACUACAUUAUCAAUAACCUCUUUAAAUCAAGAACAGAAAAAUUAAAAACAAACCUAAACAAUAACAACAACAAUAAUACAAUAACAAAAUCCAACAACAAUACAAAAAAGUUUUUCUCGGUACCAUAUGUGCCCAAGCUCACUGACAACAGAAGCUUACAUCAAAUUAUACAAAAAGAAAAUAUAUCAUUUGCACACAAAUCAAAUUUCACGCUCAAACCAAUAUUUACAAACACAAAAUCAAAAAUACAAAAACAACAACAACAUAAUGUAGUUUAUGAAAUUAAAUGUAAUGGAAAAAAGAAUGAAAACUGUGAUUUAGUAUACAUAGGACAAACUAAGAGAAAUUUAGCAACGAGAUUAGCGGAACACGAAGCUGAUAUAAGAAAACAUAAAGAGACAACAGGGCUUUCACAGCACAUAACAACAAGCGGACACACGGUGGACUUCAAAAAUGUAACAAUACUGGAUAGAGAGCGCAAACUAAACACAAGAUUAACUCUGGAGAGUCUUAGAAUCCAACAACAAAUAAAGAGAACAAUGAACACAAAAGAAGACACCGAUAGCAUUAAACAAAGCUAUGCUGUAGCAAUUUAAUUAAAGUACCUGAUACCCAGCUGUGAUAUAAGUGUCAUAUUUGAAUUUUGCCGUCUCCGGGAUUUUUGCAAUAGGAGCAGAAGGGAAGCAAAUUAUACAUUAUGUUUUAGAAUAGUUAAAUAAGAAAGAAAAAAAAAAUAUUUGAAUGUAUUAAAUUAUUAAAUUGAACUUAUACAAAAUUAUACCAUCUAAUAGAUUGAAUAAAUACCCCUGAUGAAGUAAGGAAGCACUUACGAAACGUUGGGAAAAUAAUGGGAUAAAUUUGUUUUUAUUCGCAUUUUCUUUAUGUGGACCAAAACAGCCUAACAACAGUG
Molecule: messenger RNA, 1520 nt
Organism: Episyrphus balteatus (marmalade hoverfly)
Lineage: Eukaryota; Metazoa; Arthropoda; Insecta; Diptera; Syrphidae
Product: protein PFF0380w-like
Exons: 2
Coding region: 142-1206 (354 amino acids)
Source: RefSeq, a predicted model, not a curated record